AUGGACCAAGAGAAUAGGCAGCUUGCUGCACAAGUAAAGGCUGCUGGCGGGGAUCUGGCAAAAUUGAAGAUCACACCAUCUGAUGUCGAUUUGGAUACUCAGAUUUCCGAAACGCGCGAUGCUAUUGCGAAACGAUUAGCCUUAUUACAGCCACUGCGUACUGGGUCAGAACUGGUGUCCGCUGAAAACCUGGCACAAGUAGACGCUGAGUGGACGAAAUGGCGAGCCGAAUGGAUACGAAGAAGAAAAAUAUUUAUGUCUUUUUGGCACCUUAUCACCGACACUCUUUCUCCGCAAGAUGCAGAAACGCUCUCUGGAGAUCUGGGCAUCGAAUUUGAUACAGCUGAACAUGUUUCCGUCGAGAACGGUCCGCUCUGCGCGAAUUCAAAUCCGAUGAAGCGAAAACGAUAA
Marasmius oreades (fairy-ring Marasmius) is the source of this 411-nucleotide messenger RNA. RefSeq lists its product as uncharacterized. The record is from RefSeq and is a predicted model, not a curated record. Bases 1 to 411 code for a protein of 136 amino acids. Lineage: Eukaryota; Fungi; Basidiomycota; Agaricomycetes; Agaricales; Marasmiaceae. The transcript has 4 exons. Gene Ontology annotation, biological process: homologous chromosome pairing at meiosis; meiotic joint molecule formation; meiotic strand invasion involved in reciprocal meiotic recombination. Gene Ontology annotation, cellular component: DNA recombinase auxiliary factor complex; condensed nuclear chromosome. Gene Ontology annotation, molecular function: double-stranded DNA binding; recombinase activator activity.